Messenger RNA from Podospora bellae-mahoneyi, 933 nucleotides. RefSeq lists its product as uncharacterized. Lineage: Eukaryota; Fungi; Ascomycota; Sordariomycetes; Sordariales; Podosporaceae. The record is from RefSeq and is a predicted model, not a curated record. Bases 260 to 760 code for a protein of 166 amino acids. The transcript has 2 exons.
AUUACAACAGCAUCGCAUUGUUGAUCAGUGAUCAUGUAUGUAAUCACCACCUGACCUCCCAGGCCAUGCCACCUCGGCAUCAUUAUUCAACAAAUCCAUGCGGACAAAUCAAUCUCUGGCGUGAUGUGUCGUACAUUAUAGUUGCCCUAUCAAGACGAAAUGUUGCAAAAGAGCAUGACUGCUCUCCAAUAGCUGGCACCUCUCACUCUUCACUUCCAAACAGCAUCGCCCCUCCACCCUCUACCACCCCCAAAGCACCAUGCCCCUCUGGCUCAUCUACCACCCCCCCCAAACCUUCACCACCCCCGAAUCCAAAUCCGCCCUCGUCAAAUCCAUAACCUCAAUCUACACCUCCUCCGGCCUCCCCGCCUUCUACGUAGUCAUCAACUUCAUCCCCCUCUCCCCCGAUGACAACACCUUCAUCGGCGGGGAGCCCUCCUCUGCCCGAUCCAAACCCUUCAUCCGCUUUGUAGCCGAGCACAUCGCCGUCCACGUCAGUCAAAACCCCGGCCGUCAAGAGCGAACAAUCAAGCGGAUCGACGACGCUUUGCGACCGCAUGUAGAGGAGAAGGGGUAUGACUGGGAGUGGCACGUUGACGAGACGCCUAGGGCGUUGUGGAAGAUCAAUGGCUUUGUUCCGCCUCCUUUUGGGAGCAAGGCCGAGAAGGAGUGGGCUGAGUUGAACAGGCCGGUGCCGUGGGAGGAGGAGGAAAGGGAGGGAAACCAAAGGGGUGAUCGGAGGUAUGUGGUAUCGAUGUGAUUACAAGCGGUACGCUAUGCUAUAUGUAUGUCCAAUGGCACCUAAUCUAUCCUAUUCUUCUCGCCUUCUGUCGCACUUCAAAUCCCGGGCAACCCAAUGAUGCUCCUGAGGGCGGGCACGUUCCGGGGAAGAAUAUACGUAGUGUACAGAGCCGUCAAAGCGACAAGCAGUCC